This is a messenger RNA of Vanrija pseudolonga, 999 nucleotides long. RefSeq lists its product as uncharacterized. Lineage: Eukaryota; Fungi; Basidiomycota; Tremellomycetes; Trichosporonales; Trichosporonaceae. Bases 9 to 344 code for a protein of 111 amino acids. The record is from RefSeq and is a predicted model, not a curated record. The transcript has 4 exons.
GUAUCAUCAUGCGCGUCUUGGCCACCGCAGCCCUCGCCCUCGCUGCCUCUGCGCUCGCUGCGCCCGCUGCCGGGCCUGUAGCAAUCACGUUCCCCAAGGCAAACGACUACUGGGUCGAAGAGGGCACGUUUGUCGUGACCUGGACCGGGAGUGGUGACGCCACGCUCGACUUCAAGGUCUACAAUCCCUUUGGCACAGCGCAGCAGUUUCUCCUAGGCUCGGCCUCCGCAAGCGCAGGAUACGCUUCAUGGACGCCGCCGGCGAACGAGCAGCGGCUCAAGUACCCCGCCGCACAGAGGUACGAGGUUAUCAUCGCCGACCACUCGACUGGCGCAAGUGAGUGAGAUCUGCGGGAUGCUAGCCUGCAUGUGCAUGUGCAAGCUAGGCCAGAGGUAGAAGGGGCACGAGGCAGAGACGUUGUCCGGCCGAAGGUCCGAUCCGUGUAGAGUCCAAACCAACAACAACCGACACGCGAUGGAGCCUUCCCAUCGCGUCGCGUAGUGUAGCGUGGUGGAACGCGCGGCAUGGGCUAACUUCCUUUCAGCCGUAGCCACCUCGGACCCAUUCGAGAUCAAGCCAUAUUACACCAAGGCGUCGUUGCCUAGCCCACCGUCAAACGGGACGGCUCCUGCCGGUGGUGCUGCAUCGGGAACGACGCCGAGCGGUGGUGCCUCGUCGGGCGGAGGAACGGCUGCUGCGGGUGCGGCCUCCUCUGGAUCUGGCUCAUCUGGCUCAUCUUCCGCAACUGGAGCUGGAGCAGGCGCGGCAGGAGCAAGUGCAUCGGCAAAGGCUGGAACCAGCGGCGCUGGCUCCGUUAUCGCCUCAGUCACAACUGUUGUGUCUGGCUGCACCCUCGCCCUGCUAUUCAUGUAGGUUGGCCGGACAACACCCGCAAACACAUGCCGGCAGAGCUCGCGGAUGCUUUGCCUUACCUUUACACGAUCGACAACACACGUCACUCUGACGACCCUAUAGUCCAUACCAAUGCACGAUUAUGAU